Molecule: messenger RNA, 1048 nt
Organism: Vollenhovia emeryi
Lineage: Eukaryota; Metazoa; Arthropoda; Insecta; Hymenoptera; Formicidae
Product: lipid storage droplets surface-binding protein 2-like
Exons: 4
Coding region: 125-955 (276 amino acids)
Biological process (GO): positive regulation of triglyceride storage; lipid storage
Cellular component (GO): lipid droplet; cytosol
Source: RefSeq, a predicted model, not a curated record
GCUUACCGGUUUUAACGCAGAGAUAUAACGACAGUCUUACUCGACAUCUCGUCUAAUCGGUUAUACACAGCUAUCACUCCGACUAUCAAGAAACUCUCCUCAGCAAGUAAUUUAUAAACAGAGAAUGGCAGACGCAAAUAAGAUAACGGCAAGCUCCACGGGCGCUCCUCGCCUCGAGGUGCUAGAUAGAGUGAAAAAUAUUCCGGUGGUCCACUCGGCGAUUGAGAAGACGGGCUCUACAUAUUCUUACGUUAAAGAUUCUCAUCACUUGGUAAAUUGGGCACUGAGUUAUGCGGAAGCAGGACUGCAUUACGCGACCGCUACGGCCGCACCGAUUGCUGCACCCUUGGCCAAGAAAUUCGAAGGGCAGAUCAGUGCCGUCGAUCAGAAGCUAUGCGAAGGAUUGGACAUAGUUGAACAAAAAGUCCCGAUCGUGAAGAAACCCCCUCAGCAGAUAUACGAUGCCGCCAAAGCGGUCAUGAGCAGCUCCCUUCAGCCGACCAUGGAGAAACUUAAUACAGCAAAGGAAUCAGCCACGCAACAAGCAUCUACGCUGAAAGAGAUCAGUAUAACUAAAGCGAACGAGCUUCUAGACACGCAAUACGGUAACAUGGCUGUGCAAGGCGUUGACAACACCAGCGUGCUCGUUAAUCGUUUAUUGGACCAUUACUUCCCGCCGGUGGAAGGAGAAGAGAGUACGCCAAAUCCUAUCUCCGCGGAUGAGAACAAAGUACUUCAUGCGGUGCAAACAAUUGGCCAGCUAUCAACGAAAACCGCUAAUCGCGUUUACCAUUCAGUUGCCGCGCAACUGAAGACCGUAAAGAAGGAGGAUGUGGCAACGUACAUAUCCAGCGUGGUAUCCAUUCUCCAUCUCACGCAAUACUUGAACCCUGGGCAGAAACAGACGGACAAGGACAACAGCCCGACAGAGAACAAGGACGAGGAGAAAAAAUAAAUCGAAAGAGUUUGGAGACGCUUAAUUUGUUCAUGGCGUUCAUACGCGUUUAAAUUGAAAUAUAAUUUUAUAAAGUUUGCUACUCACUGAGAA